AUGGUUUUCCUACGCCUCACCGUCAAGGUCUUUCCCCCAGACCAAGCUCAGCCCUCCAACUCCUUCUCGUUUCGCUCGUUGCUGGGUGAUCGCGAACGUGACGAUGCGAGUCGCACUUCGUCCGGCUCCACAGCCGGGAAGCCGGCAAGCUUCUUGAUCGUCUUGGAAACCCCCGAGGAUGUUACGCUGGGUGGACUGGCGGGGAUGAUACGGGAGAAAUGGAGGAAGUUAAGGCCUGGUGUUGCACCUCUUGCGAUCAAGAAACUGCUAGACGAUGACCAUGAAGCCGACGACCUCGAUACCGAUAUGACCGUCGCAGAUGUGUUUGUGGACAAGGGAAAGGCGCGGUCCGAUGGACAUGAUCAGCGGAGGACCGUCCGUGUCAUUCAAAAACCCAUUGGAGGCAGAGAGUCGCCUGUGCGAUAUCCCUCUGUUGCUCAAGACUGGGAUGCCGCGGCGGAACACUACGAGAUCCAACGCCAGAAGAAGCAGAGACAGGAAGCGGAGCGUGCUGUCAAUAAGCUCGGGGCCAUCACAGAAGAGUCUGGACGAGGCUUCGAAUCAGCGUCACCGGUUGAUGCGAAUGGCUGGGCUGAUUACACCCCAAAUCGCACCCACCGCAGAGAUAUUCCCGUCUCCUCUGUUGAAAAGGACCUUGAAAUACCCGUCUCACCAUCCCAGCGGUCUCAACCAGUUCCCAAGUCGCCGACCCCACAAACUACUCAGGACCUCGGUGCGGAGGACUCGAGUGCCCCUCAAGGUCAUCGUGUGGGGAGUGAAGAGCUAGGUGAUUCUCCUCGAUCGUCUCGCGCGACGACACCGAGAAAGAAGUCCACCCCCAGACGUGACUCAAUACAUAGCCAAGGUUCUGCCAAUCGGUCUGGAGCCGGUGGUUCCAUCACUGCUGAUUCUCCUGCACUUCAAUUGGCGCGCGAACACACCAAUUCGGUGUCUCCACAGAAGAGGCCUGCCCCAGAGGUGACGAACCCAGAUCCUACAGUCUUGGAUGAAGAAACAGAAAACCCAUCUGAAUCAGAAUCUGAUGAUGAGGGCAACAAAGAUGAAGAAGCGCGCGACAAAGAUGGCGAUACUGCAAUGCGGGAGCCCACUCCGAAACGGAAGUCAGAAUCUCCAGUGGCAACUAAGAAGCCGGCCGAGGUACAUGCAGCUGACCUUGGGGCGGCUGGUGGUGUUCAAUCUCGCAAACGGAAGAAUAGUACCGAUGAGCUGCCGCCUAGCAAGGAGCCACGCCUGCGUGGAACCACACCUCCUCCCACUGUUAAUGGCAAGAGACGGAAUAGCGAAGUGUCCCCGGGAACCCCAAGGUUUAGCCCGUCGGGGCGACGAUUGGGCGGUACAACGUCGUUUACUGGAGUGGCGCGCCGCCUGAGCUUCGCGGACCGGACGUCAGAGACGCCUGUGCAGGGGUUGGGACUAGGUAUUACGGGGAGCCCGACCAGAAAGCCACCAGCGGCCGUCGAUCUCUCGCAGGAUUCCACAAAAUCGGCUGAAACAAUCCCCCAGAGCACACCGAAACCAAUAAGCGCCCUAACGGCCCGGCGGGGUUCCCUCUCGAAGGACGUCUCCACGCCGACAACACUACAAACCCCGGCCGAUAAGGUUAAGAAUCUGCACUCAGCACUGCGAAAGGAUGUGCUCACAAACUCCGCUCGCCGUUCUGUUUCCUUUGCAGAGGACGAUGAUGCUCUUGUCUCGAAUUCGCAGCCAGUGCCAACAUCCACGCCGAUGGGUGCGACUAACCCCCCUACUAUCACUCCCGCUUCUCAGACACCUAGCUCUGAAAAGAGACGAUCUAGCGGCUCAAUGGUGUUCCCUCCUGGAUAUUCUAUGGAGCUUAUAGCUCAGUAUGAACGGGAAGCCGAGGCGAAAUUAGAGCUCCAAAAGAAGGAGAGAGCGGAGUUUGAGGAGAAGAUCAAGGCUGCUGAGAAGGACAAUUCGAACCCGGAGUACCUCAAUAUACUCAAACUCACAUUCAAGACCUGGCAAAAGUCUGUCGACGGUGCCAGCAGUAUUCGCAAGGCGGCCAUCAAGCCACUCGAGGGUCUGCAAGCCCAGCUAAAGAAAAUGGAAGAGUCUAUGAACAAGCAGUCGUCUCAGGGCAAGGGCAAGAAGUCACAGGCCUCGAAGCCUGCCAUGUCUCAGCAGGCACUCAAGAAUGAUACUCCAACCUCGAAAGAUGCCGCUAAAGAGACCAAGAAGCCACCAGUCUCCAAUGCCUCGGGCUGGAACGCAGUUAACGCCAAAGCCCAUUCAACCAAUGCAAAAUCAGCUACCCCUAUCGCAAACGGUACUAGCCCCAAGCCCCCUUCCAAGGGUCCUCCCAAGGAACCUACCGCGCGUACCGUGGCAACUAGAACGUUGUCAAAACCAUCCAAACCCACUCCUCUGCAGUCGCAGAACUCUACGUCGGACGAGCAUGAACUGCCUGCGAUGAAGGUGCAAGCCCGCGCCACUGCCAACGCUAACAAGCAGUCCACUCCUAAAGAGCCGAUUGAGGUAUCCUCUUCGUCGGAAUCAGAGGAUUCAUCCGAGGAUGAAGAUUCCGCAGACGAAACUUCUUCCGAGGGCUCCUCAUCGGAGUCUGACUCGGAGUCCGCUUCGGAAAUUGAGACCAGAAACAAGAAGUCCUCUUCUCCAGUCAAAUCGUCAGCACCAAAGGCCUCGCAGCAAUCCAAUGCCGCCUCUCCUCCUUCCGCUCAGCGACUCAGACCCGCGGUCCUAUCUUCCCAACAAGCAUCCCAGUCCCAAUCACAGCCUCAGUCACAGUCCGACUACUGGUCUAUACCCAAACCCUCCCAGCCUUCGUCCAGCCAGCCUUCGUCCAGUCGCCCCUCGCUUAAAGGCUUGCUCAAGGCCGCAAGCCAAGCGCAGGAGGUAGCUGCCGCAAAGUCCGGGCCUGUCAAGCGCGGCGCGAAUUCCCAUCCACGAAGGGGUGUCUUCUCGCCCCCGGACAGCGACUCGGAGGAGACGGAGAGCGAGAGCGAAAGUGAGAGCGAGGAAGAGAGCGAUAGCGAUUGCGAUAGUGAUAAAGAGAGUGACAAGGAGAAUUGGAAAGAGGAUAACGCGAAGGACCGCAGCCCUAGUCCCGCUAGUGUUAUGGAUGCUGGGGAUAUCAUGUCAUCUGGGAAGGUCCAGAAAUUGAGAACCGCGCGUGUUGGGAGUCGUAAUUGA
This is a messenger RNA of Aspergillus mulundensis, 3192 nucleotides long. RefSeq lists its product as uncharacterized. The coding region runs from base 1 to 3192 and encodes 1063 amino acids. Lineage: Eukaryota; Fungi; Ascomycota; Eurotiomycetes; Eurotiales; Aspergillaceae. The transcript has 2 exons. The record is from RefSeq and is a predicted model, not a curated record.